This is a messenger RNA of Dermacentor andersoni, 8024 nucleotides long. Its product is annotated as probable ATP-dependent RNA helicase DDX5. Lineage: Eukaryota; Metazoa; Arthropoda; Arachnida; Ixodida; Ixodidae. The record is from RefSeq and is a predicted model, not a curated record. Gene Ontology annotation, molecular function: RNA helicase activity; nucleic acid binding; ATP binding.
GAGGAAUAUUGAUUUGCGCGAAUGGGCGGGUGCGCUCAGGCUGUCUGAUAACAUUCCGCGUCGGCAAAGAAACACCGACUGCGUUCGCGACGCACGCUGACAAUUCGUCUUAAACGAGCUGCAAGUAGCCGCAUUUCGGUCGAACGUUUCGUUCGGCCCUCGGAGCACGGCACUUGCACCUCGGCAAAAACCUAUUCUCGAGAACUCGAGCGCCUUCACUGAAACACUGCGCCUCCAUCCUACGUGUCGGCUUGCCAAAGUAGAGGUAGUAGUUUCGAGCGCUCGGCUAAUUGGCGUCGGCGAUUCGCGCAAAUCGUCCAUAUUCUCGCCGUGAAAGAUGGCCUACAGAGGACCCAGAUCGGACUUUGGGGGUCAGCAGGGGGGUCAGCAGCAAUGGAGGGGUGGAGGCCGACCCCAGCCUGGUGGUGGUGGUGGCAUGGGGCGCCCCAUGAUGGGAGGAAACAACUACGGGGACGGCCGCAACGGCGGCAGCAGCUUCGUCAACAAUAGUCUCAAGGGCAAGCAGCCUGGCGGAAACCUGCGCAAGCCAGACUGGGAAAGAAUCCAGCUUCAGCCUUUCCAGAAGAACUUCUACCAGGAGCACCCCAACACUGCCAACCGCUCUGAGGACGAGAUUGAACAACACCGGCGGCAAUACGAGAUGACCCUGCGGGGCCGUGACCCUCCGCGACCCAUCCUCACCUUCCAAGAGGGUUGCUUUCCAGACUACUGCAUGCGGAUGAUCGAGGCCCAGAACUACAAGACCCCGACGGCCAUCCAGUCCCAGGGGUGGCCCAUUGCGCUGAGCGGCCGUGAUAUGGUCGGCAUUGCACAGACAGGCUCGGGAAAGACCCUGGCCUACAUCUUGCCAGCAAUAGUUCACAUCACUCACCAGCCCUACCUCCAGCGGGGAGACGGACCAGUGGCUCUAGUGCUGGCACCAACACGCGAGCUGGCCCAACAGAUCCAGCAGGUGGCGUCGGACUUCGGCAAGGCGUCCCGGAUCCGCAACACGUGCGUCUUUGGCGGGGCCCCCAAGGGAGCGCAGUUGCGGGACUUGGAGCGUGGUGUCGAGAUCUGCAUUGCCACACCGGGCCGCCUGAUCGACUUCCUGGAGGCGGGCAAGGUGAACCUUCGUCGCUGCACUUACCUAGUGCUGGACGAAGCCGACCGCAUGCUGGACAUGGGAUUUGAGCCGCAGAUCCGCAAGAUUGUGGAACAGAUCCGUCCGGACUGCCAGACGCUAAUGUGGAGUGCCACCUGGCCCAAGGAGGUUCGCUCCCUGGCCGAGGACUUCCUCAAGGACUACAUCCAGGUGAACAUUGGGGCACUGCAGCUCUGCGCCAAUCACCGCAUCGUGCAAAUCGUCGACGUCUGCCAAGAGUCCGAUAAGGAAAACAAGUUGUUGGAACUGCACAAGGAAAUCAUCAGUGAACAAGACAACAAGACUUUGAUCUUCGCCGAAACCAAGAAAAAAGUUGACGAGCUGACACGCAGGAUGAGGAGAAGCGGGUUACCAUCUAUAUGCAUUCAUGGGGACAAGUCUCAGUCGGAACGGGACUGGGUGCUCAACGAGUUUCGUUCGGGCCGCUCUCCGAUCUUGGUAGCUACCGAUGUGGCAGCCCGCGGACUUGACGUGGACGACAUCCGGUUUGUCAUCAACUACGACUACCCGCACUGCUCCGAGGACUACAUCCACCGCAUCGGCCGGACGGCACGCUCUAACAAGACGGGCACGGCUUACACUUUCUUCACGCCCAACAACAUGAAGCAGGCCAAGGAGCUGAUCGCUGUGCUCAAGGAGGCCAACCAGGCGGUCAACCCCAAGCUGUACGAGAUGGCCAACCUGGCCCGAAGCGGCGCCUUCAGCGGCGGCCGCAACAUCCGUCGCUUCCGAGCACCAGGACAGCCACUGGCGAGCCUCCAGAAUGACAACAACGACAACAAGCAGCGCAAUGGCGGUGGCUACGGAAACAACCGCGGCUACGGCGGAGGCAUGGGUGGGUCUGCCCAGGUCCGUAGUGGGCCCGGAGGUGGCGGCGGAUACCGAGGUGCUGGACAGCAGAAUGGGUUUGGUGGCGGACGGCCCAUGCAGAACGGCUUCAACAACCGACCACAGAUGCAAAACAACGGCGGUCAGCCUGCCUACCAGCGCAGCGGCCCGAAUGGCUACAACAACCAGCUGAAGCCAAUGUCCAGCGGCCUGGCAGGCAGCGCUGGUAACCAGACUUCCGGACUAGCCGCCAGCGGCUACAAGCCGGCUCAGCAGCCACAGCAGCAACAGCAGCAGCAGCAACCCCAGCAGCAGCAGCAGCAGCAGCAACAACCCCAAGCGCCUCAGCCGCGCCCGUCUCCCUCCAACGGCGCCGCCAUGAUGCACCACCCGACUCAGUAUGGAGCAGCCGCAGGAUUCCGAGCCCAGGGCAUGGGUCCGCAUCACGGCAUGGCCCCGCAGCACUGCUACAUGCCGCCCCAGCAUCACCAGCAGGGUUCCGUAUACGCCGGCGGCUACGGACAGUACGCGCAGAAUGCGGCGUACGUCCCACCCAGCCUGUACUACCAGGUGCCGGCUUAAUGCUGGCCCCCCACACUAGGUUCUCGCUCGCGGGGGAAAAAAAACAAGGGCGUUUUGCUCUCUCUCUAGCUUUUCUUUUUUUUUGUUCUUUACCUGCUCUUUGUCUUGAUGACUGUUAACGCUGACCUGUGCUUUCUUUUUCUUUUUUUCUUUACACAAUGUUCCUCCCUUUGAUGUUCCCAUUGUUCUCCAUCCUUUAUCUCAAAGUGGUUGCAGCAAUGAUGUUUGGCCAUGUUCUGAGUAGAAGUGCAGUGCUGGCGAAACUUUUUUUUUUUUUUUAUCCUAGGAGACCAAUCACUGAUGGCCAUGUUUAACGUUGGCUCUUCAGUCCGGCACUGCAUGCUUUGUCACAGCGGAAAUAACUUUAAUUGCUCUGGUGGCAUGAGCGACAAGGACCGGUGCAGUCUUUUGGGCUCUGCAAGCAUGCCUUGUUGAACUGACACAUUCUGAUGGGAUGAAGUUGUGACUCGCAGAGACUGGUACGUCAACAUCGGUGUUACAAGCUGUGAUGCAUCACAGGCGACGCAUUUUGAUGGUCUGGUGGUGUGACUUACUCUUCCGUCAACAUUGGCUCUGCAAAUUGUGACGUUCCAUGCUUUGUCACAGCUAAAACGUGUUUGUGACUGUUUGAUGUCAUGGCCAACACAGUCGUAAAUCGGCAUGGGCUCCGCAAGCUGUGAUGUCGCGGGCCUUGUCACAGCAAACAUGUUUUCAUGGGCCAAGUGGCGCAACCAAUGUGCAACUUUUUCUUGUUUUCAUUGCGUGCAGUGUGGUGAUGUUGGGAAUCUCUAGAAACGUGUGGCUGUCUGUAAUUUGUCAGAAAAGGGGCGAACACAACUGUUCUGCAGGGUAGAUUCACAUCAUCCUCGAUGAUCGUGACACGAAGCUAGUGCUUAAGGAAAAGUGAAUGAGAAAUUAAGGGCCCAAUGUUCGCGUUCGGAUGUACUUUUGUGCUGGUUUUCGUGUGCGCGGUCGCCAGGUUUCUUCUGCUGUUUUUUUAACCCUCCCUGCUAGCAGCAACACAUUUUGUUCCCACAUUUUUACCUCUGAAGUCAUUUGCAUGUUGUUUCACGGCAGUCAGAUAAGAGAGGCUUUGGAAGCCUGUUUCCAUGAAAGGCCUGAACUCCGAAUUCUUCUAGCAAUCACUCGGGACCUGGCACGCGAGAGGAAUCUGUUGGACAGAUUUGCGGCCGAUGUUGCAUGCGCAUGAACAGGUGUCACCGCAGCUUUUGCAUUUGCUGUGAAUUGAACAGCAAUUUACUCUGCUGACAAACUAGCUCUGCAAAGGUAAUGGCUUGUACGAAGACAUCUUGUUUCUGACAAGACGCAUGCAGAGAACGUGAGGAAAGCAAAAAAAAAAAAAGCUUUUGUUGGUAAUUUUUAGUGCUGCAUUUCUCUUUCUCGUGGUUGUUUUGGCAUGCCGCCGCCGCCUUCUGCCGAGGCAGGUGCGAUUCUUCCUGUGAGCGUUUGUUCCUUUCGAAUUUUCCACCCACCAGUUUCUUCCCUCUCUAUAUAUAUAUUUUUUUCGUAUCUGUGUGUCAUGGUGGCCGCUUGGAAACUUUUGUUGGCGAGUUGUCGUGCUGCCACCUUUGAAGGAGAUUUUCGUUGUUCCAAGAUGUUCCUUUGCUGAACUGUGAGAUGUCGGUCGGAAAGCUCAGGGGUCCAGUAAAUUGAGGUGACACGUGCAAAUGGACGACAACCAGGAAAAAAAAAGUAUAAAGUAAGCUCGAAAUGUACAAAGAUUACGAAAAGAAGCGCUGCGCUUUUCACAUGGAGCUCCGUCCCACGCUUUGUGCUCAUCUGCGUGGCAAUCCGGCGUCAGCUCUUGAAGGAGCCUGCGUCGGUAGUGCACUCGGCUCGGAUGUGGUGUCGGGAGGGCGACACGACACUACUUGCUCUCCCUUUCAACUGCCUCAGGUUCGCACGGAGGCCUUUGGCGUGCGUUUGGAGAGGGUAGGCUUUUCCACUUUGAACACACACACAAAACAAAAUGGCAGUAGUAUCAACAUUAUGCGUGUACUGCCAACUUAAACUUGUUUAUGAACGUCACUGGGGGUUUGUUUGUUGCUACAGAAGUGUUCUUUGAAAUGAAGUGCAAGUUUUGUAUCGAUAGUGUUUUGUGCCUGUCCUAGAAGAAAGUCAUUUCUAGGAUGAUGCUGCUGCUUUGUUCUCCAAGGGAAAAAAAAGGAAUGGGGGCGUUGCACUUAGCUCUUGUUGCCACCACAUGUGCGGGGUCACCGACCCCUCACCCAUCAUGCCUUUUGAGUGCAUUUUGGUCGCCAGUUGUGAGCGGCCAUUCAAGAAAGCAAGCGUUGAUGCAUGUUUAGUUCCAUGUUCCUUUCGGAAACCUGCUUCGCUCGGAAGUCGGUUGCAUUGCACAAGGAUGCCGCAAAGCCAGGCGUACUGUGCACGUGUUCUGUGGUGCUCGGCUUUGGCUGCAGCUUUGGAUACAUCUUCACCUUGUGUCUCAACACCAGUAUGUGUUCCAAGCAGCUGCGGACGUUGGGUUGAGCCAAGACACAAGUUGGCUUGUUCAGCCACUGGCUCAGCUCUAUAUUUGAUCGCACUGUUUGAGGACGAGUCGUGGGCCAAGAGCUGCGCAUUUCGGAAGCCAGACGGGGGAGGCUCCCUCAGGGGCACACGCUUUCAACCGUCAGCUCGACUGAAUUUUACCAGGGCACUCGAGCUCCAGUCAGAAGUCGGGGAGGCUGCAGUCCAAAGGCGAUGGCAUCAUCAUCGUAGGUUUCUCAAGCUUGGAAAGGGCUUGGGACGUGAAUUUUCGUUCGUUCUUUUUUUUAUGCUCUGGAUGUUUGUUCCAGAUAAGACUGUGAUAUCGAAAAUAGGCUUUGUAGAUUUUUCCAAGGUUUUCAAUUUCUCAAGUCCUGAACCAAAUGGCAGCACCGUUCCGCUGCAUUUCUGUGUGGGCCACGGCAGCACAGCGCCUCACGGGCUCGCCUAAGUCUGUAGAUAACGCAAUCAUCAUAGUCUCGUGAGUGCCGUGACCAAAGCGUGCGCUCUUCAGGACACUCAUCAGAGAAAGCUCCAGCGUCACGCUUUCGGUUGAAUUGUAUUGUUCCAUCAGUGAGGGCUUUCAGGCAAGUUGUGGUCGCACGAGCUUGUCCAACAUCAUGGUGUUUGUUUUCAGCAGCGAGGCUGACGACAGAUCUUCCGCAAACUCUGGGAGGACUUAUUAGUGCAAGAGCAGAGAUUUUAAGCAUUUUAUUUUAACUCCCUUGCUUCCUGCUCGAACGGGUAGACGGAGGCUUUGUGUGUCGCAUGCAUGACCGACAUAUUUAGGCAUUUUUAUCAUCCAGUCCAGUAAAAGCGCUCCUCCAUUCUGCCCCCUUUGCCUCACGCAAGCCAAACGAUUUCUUGGCUGUAAUGGUGAGGCAGGCACAGUGGGCGUUUUUUAAUGCAGACACGACUUCAUCACGCCCUUCUGCUACGACGUCAUCGGGGAGGGGAGGGGGCGGUACAGUCUUCACUGUGCAGCGGCAUUUUUUGUAUUCUUCCGGCAUUUGGGGGGAGAACAAAAUGUCGGAGGGCAUGCGGGAGGCAAGUGUAGGAGCUGGCCUGUGCAGAUUCAAGCAGGCUCGACCAAGUGGUUACCUGCCAGCGCAAGUUAGCGCUGUUCGUGGGACUUUUGUAGCUGAAAACUCUGGCUUUGCUUUUGUUUUUGCAAAAGUGAUGCAAUGCUGCAAAGAACGCUUCCCGAGGUAGGGCAUUCACAGCCCAUCAUUGUGCGGCAUCGAGCUGCCACACUUAUUUUGGACCCGCAGUAAUUUCAUCAUCAGUUCACAGGAGGGCGCCAGUGCCACUUUAGUGGUCAUCAGCGUCGUUGGCGCAGAUCUUCGCAUAUGUCGGUACAUUGUAGGCGCAACCAGAGCUCAGGCCACCAAAAAGCAUGGCCCUUCAACUAUGGCGCCAUCGUCCCGGUCUGACCGGUGUGUUUGUACAGAGUGCACGGCGGGCAAUGUUUUGUGACCUUGAGUUUCUUUUCCUUGGAAUAUAGAGUUUUCGUCGCUUUCUCUCCAUUGAAAGUAGGCGUACAUGCUUUCUCCGGUGAGUUCAUCAACAUGCUGCAUCGAUUGCCUACUCUAAACACUCUUCAUGGGUUGGGUUGAGAGAAAGACCAAAUCAUCACUAGCGUCGUGUGACAAAAAAAAAAAACCCUUGUCGCCCAAAAAGUCUGGCUCCAACGGUGUGGAUGGUGGUUUAGGGGGUUUGCAGCAACCUAAACUGCUCUCUAGUGAAUGCCGAACACAUUGCGUGUUUUAUUUUUGCUUCCUCGGUGGCCUCAACUUUAUUCUUUGCAAAUUUUUUUUUCCUUGCUGGGGGACUGAAUUUUCUUCCAGCUUACUGAUUGCCUCUCCCCAUGUUUCGCAUUCUUGAUGAACCGGUGUGUGUGCUCGUGACUGUGCAUAGUCGUGACGGUCACAGUCGUGACCUCUAUAUUGAAGCCUUACUGUAUUUUUUUUUUAGCCGUCCACACUCUUCAUUUUCGUAACUGUUUCACGUUGUGUAGUCCGAGAGCAUUUCUGCCUGUGAUUUACACCGCCGGCAGCACCCUUCAUGUAUAACCACUCUUUCUGUCCAUAAUUAGCCUCGAUGUCGAAGCAACAAAGAAAAGACAACCGGUCUGCCUAGUUUCACCGGAGGUACGCCAUUCCGAGUCGAGACGAGCCCUCGGUGUCUGGCACAUUCUCCAUGAAAUUGCGGUGGGCAUCGGUCGUGUUACAGGAAAGAAAUAUCCUAAAAAAAAGUUGUGUGUUGUGCGUGCAGUUUCUGGUCGUGUAGACUCGAGUCGUUAUAUACGGUUUCCACUCUUUUUUUUUUUUUUUUUUUUUCCUUUAUUGGUGGUGAGUGUCAGUCACUCCAAGCUUGUUUCUUUUUUUCUUUAUUCUCAAAGAACAUGUAUUUACCGCACAUUUUUUUGUAAAGGUGGCGUUGCUGAGUCUCAGUAGUUCUUCGAAGUUUACGGACCCGCUGUGCUUUAGUUUUUUGCGCAUGGACUUUUUUUUUUUUGUCUUUGCAGUGUUGUAGGUGUUUGUUGCCUUUUUUUUUCCUUCUCUUAGGUGCACAAAAUAAUAUAAAACUGUGUGCUUGUGUAAACGUAACCUGUUCCUAUAGUAACUUGGAUGCCUCAAGUUGUGGGGAGGGGGGGGAAACGGGACGCAUGGAGAUAGUUAUCAUCCAUGGCUCAUUUACCAUCGCCUACAAACACACAAGCUGGCGGGAAGGACGACAUGGUGGGAGUUCUUGUACAUACCUUGUAUAUAAAAAGCGAUUGUGUACCAAAGCUACGCCACCAAGUUGUUGCUUCUCUACCGAGGGAAAUUUGCACUGGCUCACACCCUCUUCUCACCGUGGAAGAACUGAGGCUCAUAUUUUGUCACGUUUAGAAAGAGUUGUGGAGAAAUAAAAAUGAAGAAAAAAAAUGUGCGAGCAA